Molecule: messenger RNA, 984 nt
Organism: Stegodyphus dumicola
Lineage: Eukaryota; Metazoa; Arthropoda; Arachnida; Araneae; Eresidae
Product: alpha-catulin-like
Biological process (GO): Rho protein signal transduction; cell adhesion
Molecular function (GO): cadherin binding; actin filament binding
Source: RefSeq, a predicted model, not a curated record
AUUACUACAUUAGUAAAUGCAAAAGAAAAGCCAAUAAAGUCGGAGAAGACAUUACGAGCAAUUGUGCAUGUUGGCCAGGCUGUUAAUUUUGCUGUUCAAAAAUUUGUAUCUGUUGGAGAAGCAAUUGCUGAUGAUAAUUGUGAAAUAAAAUCUGACAUGUAUGAAGCUUGUAGAGAUGCCAAAUCUGCAGGUUAUUUUAUUGAACAGUUAUGUGAUGUUCAGCAUGAUGAAUGUGGUCAACUGAGGUCAUAUGCUGAUAAAACUAACAUGGUCAGAGCUGCUAGAUCAUUAUUGUCUUCAGUGACUAGAGUCCUUCUGCUGGCUGAUACGGUUGUAGUAAAGCAACUUCUUAUGGCUAAAGACAGAGUAUCCAUGAGUUUAAAUCGUUUAGAAAAUGCAAAGAAUUUUACAGAAUUUGUGAAGGCUUUUAGUCAAUUUGGAACUGAAAUGGUUGAACUUGCUCAUUUAACUGGUGAUCGACAAAAUGACCUAAAAGAUGAACGUAGGCGAUCUCAGAUGGCUGUAGCGAGACAAAUCCUAGAAAGAUCUACAAUGAUGCUUCUUACCUCUUCAAAGGUAUGUUUUCGGCAUCCAGACUGUGAAUUUAGUAGAGAAAAUAGAGAUGCUGUGUUUCUUCAGAUGCGUCAAGCGGUGGAAUUAAUACAUUUUGUUGCUAAAGAUGGACUGAUCUCAGAAGCAUCAAAUAAAUUUCAAAGUGUUCAGAAUAAUAGAUCUCCAAAUGCUCUCUCAUUGUUACUGUGUACUGAAGAACUUGAAUGCAGUUAUUCUCUGUAUAAUUUAAUCAAACAUUUUGAGUGGAUCAGAUUUCUGGAAAGAAUGGGCUCUUGCAGGUAUCUUUUCACUUCUGCUGCGGGAGCUGAUGAAGUUCGAGAGUCUUUAACUUUACUCUCAAACUUGAACCAAACCGAUGAUUCAUCUAUCUCUUCAUCAUCCCUUCCACAUCCUCAACAAGAUUAUGGGUAG